AUGUAUAUCGCGUACGGAUGGCCGAAGCACCGCGUGAAGCUGGGCGAGUUCGUGCGAGAUGACAAGUCUCUCCUAGAAGACGGUGGGAACCUGCACGCCAUAUGGAACGAAGCCGUCGAAACGCUCGCCGUGCUGACGGCGGGCAGCGUGCUACACUUCUACGAUACGGCGGGCAGCGUGCUACACUUCUACGAUGUGCGCACCACGCCCAAGCCGCUGCGCCUCGUGUCGCCAGACUCGCCGCCCUCUCUGCUCGCCCUCAAGUUCCGCUCCUCCACGCGCGUGCCUCUCUUCGGGGACAACGUCUCCAUGUACGCACCCCCUCCCCUCCUCACCCUCUUCCACACUGCCUUCCGCUCCUCCACUCGCAUGCCUCUCUUUGGGGACAACGUCUCCAUGUACGCACCCCCCCCUCUUCCCCCCCUUCCUCACCACCCCCCACCCCACCCUCCCCUCUCUCCCAACCCCCUCCCUCUCCCUCCCUCCCCUUCCACACUACUGUUUCAGAGACCACAUCCUGCUGAGGCUGUCUCCUCAUCCCGUUCCCCCCUUCUUCCUCCCGCUUCCGCUCUCCCCCCCUUCGGGCAGCAAUGGCGUUGUGGCGGAUACGAGGACCAUAUCCUGCUGCGGCGGCCGCCAGCCGCUCCCUCAUGCCGCAACGGCAUGGUGGCAGACGAGGAUCACAUUCUGCUGGGGCUGUCCACUGCCGCCUGCACCUCGUGUCCUGGCGCGGCCAGCUGCGGGCACGGCGGAUCUGUAGCGCAAGCACAGCAGGGAGGUGGUGGGGUGGGGCCCAUGUACGUCAGUCUGUGUAUGACUCCAUACGUCCCCCAAUCACCAACCUCCCCUCCCUCCCCACCCCCCCAGCUGCGGGGCACGGCGGACCUGUGGCGCAAGCACAGCAGGGAGGUGGUUGGGGUGGGGCCCAUGUAUGUUCCCGAAGCCAACGGCCUACCCAGUACGCCCCACUCCCUUUCUCCACUCAUCGUUUCUCCCCCUUCCCCCCCCCAUACUCCCCCCCAGCUGCGGGGCACGGCGGACCUAUGGCGCAAGCACAGCAGAGAGGUGAUGGGACCCAUGUACGUGCCAGAAGCCAACGGCCUGCCCAGCACGCGCCGCUCCCUUCAUCCACUCCCCUCAUUCCCCUCGUUCUCGUUCUUUCACUCCCCCCCUCUCCCCAGCUGCGGGGCACGGCGGACCUAUGGCGCAAGCACAGCAGGGAGGUGGUCGGCCCCAUGUACGUCCCAGAAGCCAACGGUCUUCCCAGCACGCCCCACUCGCCGCGCUCCUCCCCACUCGCCCCCUCCUCCUCCUACCCCGUACCCCGCCUCCCCGCCCGCCCCCUCCGCCGCCCCUCCCUCCACCCCCAACGGCCGCUCCAGCGGAGGAGCAGACACAGGGGGCGCAGGAGCAGGGGGAGCGGGAGCAGGAGGAGCAGGGGGAGGGGUGUCACAGAUGGUAUAUUCCCCGGCGCUGCGGCUGAUAGCGGUGGUGCUGGUGGAUGGGCGAGUGGUGCUGUGCUCCACGGGCGAGAGGGGGCUGAGGCCCGUGGAGGAGGUGACGCCAGAGAAGUGGGUGGGCGUGGUGGACGCGGCUACUGUGGCUGUGGGCGAGAGGCAGCAGCUGCUGGCUGUGGGCAGCAGAAGGGGGACGGUUGAACUGUUUGAUUUGGCCAGGAGCUCUGCACACCUCAGGACUGUACUCACUGGGGGACACGGGGGCAGUGGCGUGCAUAUGCUGGUCGCCAGACAACCUGGCAUUUGCAGUGGGGUGGAAGCUGCGUGGUCUAGCCGUGUGGUGUCACUCUGUGUCUUGCAGCCUCCCUUGUCACCCAUUCUUCAUCCCCUUCUCUGGUAUUCACUGGAGGACACGGGGGCAGUGGCGUGCAUAUGCUGGUCGCCAGACAACCUGGCAUUCGCAGUGGGGUGGAAGCUGCGAGGCCUAGCCGUGUGGUCCGUGUCAGGCUGUCGCCUCAUGUGCACCAUCCGCCAGGGCUCCAUGAGCCUCCUUCCCCCCUCCUCCUCCUCCUCUUCCACCACCACCGCUGGUAUCACCAGUCCCCGGAGCUCCGCCGCAGGCUCGGACCCAGCCUCCACGCCAGGCUCGGCAGCAGCCGGGUCCGCUACAGCCGCUGUGGUGAAGAGCAGUGAGCCGAUGGUGGGGGGCGUGGCGGCUGUAGCGUGGGGGGAAGAGGGGUACCAGCUUGUAGCGGCGGAAGCAGGGAUGGUGGGGGAGGUGGCGGUGGGGGUGAGGGGGCGGCAGGCGGGGCGGCUGGUGCAGUUUGCGUUUGCGCGGCAGUGCUCGAGUAAGGCGGUGGCGGGGAGCUCUCAUGUGUGGCAGGCCAUGGCUGGUGCGGAUAGGGUGCUGUUGGUGCAGAGUAAUGAGGAGGAGGAGCUGAGGGUGCAGCACCUGGUCAUCCCGUGCUCAUGCAAGGGGAUCGCGGGUUCAGACCGAGUGCUGCUGGUGCAGAGCAACGAGGAGGGGGCUGCGGGUGCCGCACCUGCCCAGCAAACGUACAUGGGCGCGCGUUGGGCCGUCCCCUCACCCACGUCACUUCCCCUCUUCCCUCCCAGCAAAGGCGUUUUCUACCCUCAAACGUACAUGGGGGUGAACUGGCCAGUCCGGCACGUGGCAGCGAGUGAUGACGGGUCGUACCUGGCAGUGGCGGGGCGGCGGGGAGUCAUCCUGCACAACCUGCGCUCCAACAAGUGGCGCGUGUUUGGGGACGUGAUGCAGGAGAGGGCUGUCAAGUGCGAGGGGCUGCUGUGGGUCGGCAAGAUCAUCAUCGUGUGCAACCACCGGGUGGCGUCCCACUCAUACGAGCUCUGUCUCUACCCGCGUUUCCACCUGGACGAGUCAUCGCUGCUGUGCCGCCAACCGCUCCCAGCGCGGCCUAUAGCGCUGGACGCGUGGGGAGACUACAUUCUGGUGGCCACGCCCCCCUUUGACAUCAAAGUCUUUCACAUGCACGUGGAGGGAGACGUGUCACCGCUGCAUCUACCCACCGUGCAGGUCAGUUUCGCUGCAGUGCGCGCAAGGUAUGAGAGUGGGGGUCUCUCUCUAGCCCUGGAUGCAUGGGGAGACUACAUUCUGGUGGCCACGCCCCCCUUUGACAUCAAAGUCUUUCACAUGCACGUGGUGGGGGACGUGUCGCCGCUUCAUUUACCCACCGUGCAGCUGCGCACAGUGCGGGAGCUCUCCAUAAUGUCAGCGCGCAAGCCCCUCGUCUCCAUGCGCUUUGUGCCGCGCACAGGGGACGCAGACGCGCAGGCGGAGGGGGAAAGGCAGGCGGGGAGCGAGGGGAAUCGUGAGCGGGAAGGGGAGGGCCAAGUCGCCAUCACGAGCAGCAGCAGCGAGCAAAGACUGUCCAAGGAGGGGGCGCAGCAGGGGGCAGCGAGGAGAGGAGCAGGCACACAGGCAACCGGGAAAUCUGGAAAAGCCAGCAUACGAGACCCACUGGCAGAGGCGAUGAGGCGGCAGCCCACCAAGUGCAUGCUGCUGCGCACGGAUGGCGACCUGUCUCUGCUGGACCUGGAUAGUGGCAGUGAGAGGGCGCUGGUGGCAGGGGUUGAGAACUUCUGGCUUACCCAGGGGGGGGAUGAGGCUGCUGCUGCGUUGAUCGAGGAGGUGCCCUGGUGGGCGUAUGGUCACAGGGGAAUGCAGGUGUGGUACCCCUCCUUAUACCACGACACAUCAGGCCAGCCAGCAGAGGUCCAGCAGUUUGACCCAGAGCUCGACUUUGACCGCGAGGUGUACCCUCUGGGGGUGUCGCCUGCACCUGCUCUCUCUGCCAACACAAUUUUUUCCCUUCUCCCCUUCGGUUCUUCCUUUCCCGUCUUUCCUCAUCAUUCCCAACCCCUUUUCACCACAUCUGAUCAGGUGUGGUACCCCUCGCUGUACCACGAUGCAUCGGGGCAGCCAGCAGAGGUACAGCAGUUAGACCCAGAGCUCGACUUCGACCGCGAGGUGUACCCGCUGGGGGUGUCGCCUGCCGCGGGGGUGAUCGUGGGAGUCAGUCAGCGCCUGUCGCUCUCCUCCUGUGCCGAGAUGCCCUGCUUUGAGCCCACGCCCCAGGCGCAACCGAUUCUCCCUUGCCUGCUGCGGCACCUGCUGCAGCCUACAGGGAGUGUGCUGGUAGCAGUGGGGGUGAUCGUGGGUGUGAGCCAGCGCCUGUCGCUCUCCUCCUGUGCCGAGAUGCCCUGCUUUGAGCCCACGCCCCAGGCGCAACCCAUUCUCCCCUGCCUGCUGCGGCACUUGCUGCAGGUGGUGCACCUCUUUGCCACACUGCAUCGCUCACUCCUUCCCUUCUUUGAUUUCAUCCCCUCCUCUCCCUGCCCCGCCCCGCCCCCUCUCCCCUCGUCCCCUCCUCCCCUCCCCGAACCAGCGAAACAAGAUGGAGGAUGCGCGCAACAAGAUGAGGAGGCGGUGCAAGCUGGUGCACCUCUCAGCCACACUCUCUUAAAAACACACCCUCCUCCUCUUGUACCUCCUCUCCUCUCCCCCCUUCUAUGCCUCCCAUCAGCGCAACAAGAUGGAGGAGGCGGUGCAGCUGGCGCACCUCUCAAGCCACACUCUCUUAACACACCCUCCUCCUCUUGUACUUCCUCUCCUCUCCCCCCCUUCUAUGCCUCCCCUCAGCGCAACAAGAUGGAGGAGGCGGUGCAGCGGGCGCACCUCUCAGCCACACUUCUCUUAAACACACCCUCCUCCUCUUGUACUUCCUCUCCUCUCCCCCCUUCUAUGCCUCCCAUCAAGCGCAACAAGAUGGAGGAGGCGCGCAACAAGAUGGGAGGAGGCGGUGCAGCUGGCGCACCUCUCAGCCACACUCUCUUAAACACACCCUCCUCCUCUUGUAACUUCCUCUCCUCUCCCCCCUUCUAUGCCUCCCAUCAGCGCAACAAGAUGGAGGAGGCGGUGCAGCUGGCGCACCUCUCAGCCACACUCUCCUUAAACACACCCUCCUCCUCUUGUACUUCCUCUCCUCUCCCCCCUUCUAUGCCUCCCAUCAGCGCAACAAGAUGGAGGAGGCGGUGCAGCUGGCGCACCUCUCAGCCACACUCUCUUAAAACACACCCUCCUCCUCUUGUAAUUCCUCUCCUCUCCCCCCUUCUAUGCCUCCCAUCAGCGCAACAAGAUGGAGGAGGCGCGCAACAAGAUGAGGAGGCGGUGCAGCUGGCGCACCUCUCUGCCACGCGGCCGCACUUCUCCCACUCCCUCGAGUGGCUCCUCUUCACCAUCUUUGACGCCGAGACGUCCAGCGGGAGCGCACAGAGGAGGCGCAAGGAGGGGGAAGAAGGGGCCGAGUCCGCUGGACCGGGCGUUGCGAGUGCGAGGCGGCGGCGCAAGGAGGUGAAGAAGGGCCCGAGUCUGCUGGACCGGGCGUGUGAGCUGAUCCGGCACUUUGGGGAGUACCGAGAUGUGGUGGUCAGCGUGGCGCGCAAGACCGACAGCCGCCACUGGCCCGACCUGUUUGCCUCUGCUGGCAACUCCAACACGCUCUUUGAGGAGUGCUUUGAGAACAAGCAAUAUCGCACCGCCACGUGCUACAUCCUGGUGGUGGAGAAGCUAGAAGGCCCAACCAUCGGUCAGCAAAGCACGCUUCCCACCUCCCUGUUCCCUCUUGCUCCCGCCUUUCCAACUGCGCCCUUCCCUGCGCCCCUCGCGUCCCCUCAUCAGGUGGUGGAGAAGCUAGAAGGCCCAACCAUCGGUCAGCAAAGCGCCCUGCGGCUCUUGCAGGGGUGCGUCCUGCUGCGGUCAGGGCGGGAGUUCAGCCAGGCAAAGGAGGAGGACGAGAGGGCCAGUGCGCUUCCUGCUGCGGUCAGGGCGCGAGUACAGCCAGUGAAUGGUACAGUGGAGGAGGACGAGAGGGCCAGCGACACCCCUGUUGCUUCCGUCUCUUUCUUCCCGGUGCGCUUCCUGCUGCGGUCAGGGCGCGAGUACAGCCAGGCGGUGGAGGAGGACGAGAGGGCGAGCGAGAGUCUACUCAAGAGCUUCUUCUCCUUCGGAUUCACCUCCACAGCCCCCAAGGCGAGGGGGGACGUGUUGCACACGACGGUGAAGCACAUACUGGGGGAGAAAGCCACGGCCCUCAUGAGCAGCGAGGAGCUCCGGCAGCUCGUGGCGUUCGUGAAAGGCACCCAGUUCGACUUCACUGAAUUCCUGCGGUCGGAUCGAGGCAGGUCAAUUCGCCUCGAAGACUUUCCCACUGCCCUGCGCACCAUCCGCUACAAGAUCGCCCUGGAGGGCAAUCUACAGAGCAGGCUGGAUGCGGAGUUCCUUUUGGCUCACGUGCGCACCGUGGGCUUUCAUGAGUGGACCGUCGUGCUCGCCACGCUGCUGCAGCGAUCUGAGGUGCUGGCAGAGCUAUUCCAGAACGACAUGAAGCUGUGGACUGCCUAUGUGAGAGCUCUUAAGGUAUGUGCCACGGCUGGUGCAUUUUCAAGUGUCGGCUCAGCGGGAAGACCCACUGCUGUCGGCGCGUCAGUGGCGGAGGGAGGGUGGAAUGCGGUGGUAGGGCGGAGUGAGGCGGAAGAAAGGGAGGCGAUGUGGCGGCUGUGCGCGGAAGAGAUGGCGCAUCUGAAAGCGCUGCUGCUGGACGACGGCGGCGGCGGAACGCAAAGCGCGCCGCUGUUGCAGCGCGCCGAGCACGAUGGCUCGCAAAGGACCGUUUCGCGCAGCGACGGCGGCUCGCACGACCCCCACCUGGCUGGGCUGUUUUCAGGAGCCGCAACGGUUCAGGAAAACCCGGACCAGACAUCCGCACUACAAGCUACCCCACAGCAGCAGCAGCAUCAGGAGGAAGGGCAAGGGCCUCCUCAGGGGAACGACCCCUACCGGUUGUACCUGCUGGCUGAGAUACGGAAAGCGCGUGCGGCCAUGCUUUCUCGUGGCGCUACUACUGCUCCUCUCGGCCACCUACAACAGGAACACGCGGGUUCACCCGGGGAUCCAACGGUCAACCUCAAUCACUCUGGGGCUGCGGCCCCUGAAAAGGGGGGGACAGCGGCGCGCUUCCACGCGGGAGGUGGAGGCGGGAGCGGGCGGAGCGCGAUGGUCGAGGUGGCGGCGAGGGAAGCAACGGAAACGGCGAGGGAAGCGACGAAAGCGGCGAGGGAAGCCGAAGAGCAAGAACUGCGGGAGAUCUGCAGUGCGCUGUUCUCAGCAGGAGCGCGGGAAGCGGAUGGUUUCUUACAGGGCGCGCUGGGUGGGGCUGGUGGGAAGGGCGUGGUCAGGGGCAGCUCCGGUUGGGAAGUUUCGGGGUCGCGAUUAGGAGACGCCGCACUCCCGGAACAGCACGCAACAUUGCAGCAUGGAUUUCCGCAGCACAUUAUACCGCAGCAGGCAACACCGAAGCACGCGGCGCCGCACGCAACACCGCAGCAUACACUUAUCCACGACCAAGUCCCACUGCAGAGGACGAUGAUCACAGAGCAGGAGUCGGCGCCAUUGCAGCACCUGCUAGCGGCAACGGCAACUCACGCGGCGGCUUUGGAGGCGCCGCAUGAAGCGGCGCUGACCCCGCAGGAGAUCAUGCUGCUGCGAGACGUGCUGGCAGCACCAGCUCAGGAUCACGAGGCGGCGAGGUGGAUAACCACCAAAUCACCCUUCGACGCGCAGCCGUCGAUGGUCGACGCGGAAUUCCCGCGGGGUGAUUUCAAGCAGCCGCAGCGUCGGGCGUCCAAGUCCGAAGGGCAGCGCAGCAGCGGCAUGGCAGGGGAGCGAGAUUUGUUGACGGGAAACGCGCCAGAGGACCUGCGCGUUCCUUUUGAGCGAUACGGCCCGAUCAAGGAUGUCUACCUACCAAAGGACUACCACACAGGGUAUGUUGGCUCCAAUUUUGUAACUGUUUAUGGUGGUGAUGGUGGUGGCAUGAUAUCGCAAUCUGGUUACCAGUUCGUGAACAUGGCGGAUGCGGAGGACGCGCAGUACGAGCUGGAUCGGACCAACUUCAAUGGCAGGGAGAUCACGGUCGUCUUCGCGGAGGAGAAUCGCAAGAAGCCUGACGAGAUGCGCACCAGGGAGCGAUACAGCACGAUCACGCUCGCGCUCCCCUCCAGGCCGACGUUCCUUCUCGCCUCCUCCUCGCCGCCGCUCGCGCUCCCCUCCCCCUCGACGCAGCGGCCCUCCGCGCAGGUAGGAUUGGUCCCUCAUAUGAACCAUUCUCUGCAACCGUUUUUGGAUGAUUCCUCCACUGCAACCAUCCCUGCACUGCGCGUUCUCCUCGCUUCCCUCCUGUCUUCAUCGACUGCUGGGCUGGGUUAUUUCAGGUCUCCUUCCGUGGUACGCCUGCUGAUCAUACACCUCCCCCCUCCUACACCCACGUUUUCCACUCUAUCCCUCCCUCCCUCCCUCCCUCCCUCCCUCCCUCCCUCCCUCCCUCCCUCCCUCCCUCCCUCCCUCCCUCCCUCCCUCCCUCCCUCCCUCCCUCCCUCCCUCUCUCACCCACCCCAUCCACUACCAGAUCGCCCAGCUAUUCCAAUGAAGAUCGGGAUCGCAGCUACAGCCGCUCGCCCUCACCCCGUGGCCGUGGCCGUGGGCGCUCCCCUCCUCCGCCUCGCAAUGGCAGCGCCGGCGCUCCACCUAGGCAGGUGGUUUGAGACUAUCCCAACCCCCUCUCCUCCCUUGAGUUUUGAGGCGCCUCAAAUUUCUGGUGUUCCACCUAGGGGCCGGAGUGGUAGUGCUGGUGGAGCUGCAGCAGGUGGUGAAGGUGGGCCUAGCAGGCCUUAA
This is a messenger RNA of Closterium sp. Naga37s-1, 8727 nucleotides long. Lineage: Eukaryota; Viridiplantae; Streptophyta; Zygnematophyceae; Desmidiales; Closteriaceae. The record is from the annotation of a GenBank genome assembly.